AGGGGUGGGGGGGGGCGCCUUAGCGACCCGGCCUUUCCUUUAGGUUUUCCCUUUCUCGCCCCCGCGGAGGCUUUCCGGAAGGGGCUUGCGCGGGGAUCUGGCGCUGAAGUGGCCGAGCUGUCGGGGGGGGCCUGAGUGGGCGCUUCGAGGACCCAAGAUUGUCUAAAGCCACAGGGAAAAUGGUGGAAAAUUCACCGUCGCCAUUGCCAGAAAGAGCGAUUUAUGGCUUUGUUCUUUUCUUAAGCUCCCAAUUUGGCUUCAUCCUGUAUCUAGUGUGGGCAUUUAUUCCUGAAUCUUGGCUAAACUCCUUAGGAUUAACCUAUUGGCCCCAAAAAUACUGGGCAGUUGCAUUGCCCGUCUACUUCCUCAUUACUGUAGUAAUUGGUUAUGUACUCUUAUUUGGAAUAAACAUGAUGAGUACCUCUCCACUCAACUCCAUUCAUACAAUCACAGAUAACUAUGCUAAAAAUCAACAGCAGAAGAAAUACCAAGAAGAGGCCAUCCCAGCAUUAAGAGAUAUUCCUAUUAGUGAAGUAAACCAAAUGUUCUUCCUGGCAACUAAAUAACUUUAUGCCAAAAACUAAAUUGUAUGUAGACUAACACUGAGCAUUUACUAUAAUUUUUUAUAUAAUAAUUUUGACCAUAAUUAUUUUGACUCUCUCGUACCCAUUAUUGAAAUGUAAACAAAGUAAGUUGUUCUUUUAGAUUAAGUUAUAUUAAUAUUAUAAAAGUUCUUGAGUAUUAGUUAUUAACAGAAUAAAUAAAAUACUGCAUUACCAGAUAGCAGACAAAAAUAAGUAUCAGUAAAAACAAGAAGUCCCUCCAGAGAAGCAUUCAUGUUAUGAUUUUUAAAUGGCAGAUAUAUCCUUCCUGCUGUUUUUUUUCUUAGAGGCCCAGAAUUCAAACUCUUAGAUUUGGGAGAGGGGUACAUUGAAUUUGUGUGUUCUUGCAUCAUAUUUGUGUCUAAGAAAGAAACAUUUGUUGAGUACUUACUACAUACCAGGUAUUUUUCUAGAUAUAGCAAUGAUAAGAUUCUUUCUGAAAGAGCCUACAUUUCAGAAGCAGAUUGAGACAGACUAAGCAAAUAAGCAAAUAUUAUUUGACGAGUGCUAUGCAGAGAAUUAAGAUAGUAUAAUGUUCUAGAAAGUAAAGGGAUGACUAUUUUAGCGUGGGUGGUCCGGGAAGGCUGUUCAGAGAGAGGCAGUUGAGGUGGAAAUGUGAUUAGCAAAAGCCAGGAGCCCAUCCGAAGGAUUGGGAAUGUUGGAGAGCUUGCCGGUAAGAAGCAGCGGGGGGCAGAGACCUCCAGGUGGGAAGGAGCUCAGUGUGGACAGAAGCCCAGCAGGGGGCCUCGAGCACACUGCCCCGGGGAGUGUGGUCUCAGGGGAGCCUGGAGAGGCCCAGCACCAUCGCACUGCUGCAGGGGGCUUUGUAAGCCAGCUUGGGAAGUCUGGAAUUAAGUAUCAGUGUGAUGAGUUGGAGGCCCUUUAGAUUCUGAGCUAGAGGGAGGCUUUGAGGAAAGGCAUGACCUGGCCCAGUGCAUGUCUUGAAAAAGUUGCUCAGGCUGGUGGAUAGAGGAUGGAUUCAGGAGGGAGAGUUGGGGGUGGGGCAGGAGUAUGGAUGUGAGGGGGGCCGCUCUAAGUGGUGGCAGUGGUGCUGGGGAUGAGCGGGUCGCUCUGCAGCCUUUGUCGGAGACACAGCUGACGGACAGGGUGUGUGGAUCUGGUUGUGCGGAGUGGGCGGCUGCUGAGAGAAGUUGUGAUCGUGGGGCAUUCCUGGGGUCUCUGGAUCGAUGAGCCUUGUAGAUAGUUAUGCUUUUUACUGAAUCAGACAGUAUUUGGGGAAAUUGAGGGGGUUGGAGGAUUCAGUAUAUGAAUUCGUUUGAGUGACUCCUCCUUGUUAAUAUCUAGUUGUGUCCAUGUGAGAUUGAGAAGCUUGGAUAGAAAUAAGUUUUAAAAACCAUACGGGGUGCCUGCAUGGCUCAGUUGUUAAGUGUCUGCCUUCGGCUCAGGUCAUGAUCCCGGGGUCCUGGGAUCGAGCCCCGCAUUGGGCUCCCUGCUCAGCGGGAAGCCUGCAUCUCCCUGUCUGCCUGCAGCUUCCCCUGCCUGUGCUCUCUCUCUCUGUCAAAUAAAUAAAUAAAAAAUCUUUAAAAACAAAAAACAAAACAAAAACAGACCAUAUGUAACUUAGCAAGAGUGUACUAACAGUUGGCCAGUGGGACCAAAUCUCAACUCCUCAAGCAUUCGAGGCCUUCUAACUUUUGACACCCAAAGUCUCUGUACAGGAAUGGAGCCACACAUUUUUGUGCAAAUUUAACUAUACCUCCUGUAAAAAGAAGAAAAAGAAACUAUUAAUUUUAAAUAGUUGAGAAAACCAGGGCUUCCAUUUUUCAUAACCAUAUCCCUGCCUUGUAAGCAUAAGACAGGUGACAUGAAUCUGCUAUUUCUAGUCUGUCGUUUGUCCCAGCUCCUGUAUUUCUAGGGUAAGAGCAUGUCUCCACACUUCAGUUUGAGAGGACCAGUUGGCUCCAUCCAGGGUAGAACGGUAAAUAAACAAAAAAUAUCUGUUUAUACAGUGGAAAACUGGGGCACCUGGGAGGCUCAGUCAUUAAGUGUCUGCCUUCGGCUCAGGUAAUGAACCCAGGGUCCUGGGAUCGAGCCCUGCAUCGGGCUCCCUGCUCGGCGGGAAGCCUGCUUCUCCCUCUCCCACUCCCCCUGCUUGUGUUCCCUCUCGCUGUGUCUCUCUCUGUCAAAUAAGUAAAUAAAAUCUUUAAAAAAUAAAUAUAUGGUGGAAAACCACACAGCCAUGCAAACAAGAACAAAUCACUGCUCUACCUAACUACAUGAAUGAAUAUCACACACACGCUGGGGAAAAAAACAGACAUAAAAGAAUAUAUAGUGUAUAAUACCAUUUAUAUGAAACUCAAAAUCAGGAAAAACGAACCUUUGGUGAUAACUAUACAAUAGGAGUAUUAACCAGGAGAGGCAUGAGGGAACCCGUUGGGAGGUUAAAAAUGCCCUGCAUCUUGAUCUGGGUUAUAGUUACCUGGCUAUAACAGAAGCAUACUGUUAAUAUCAUUUAACUUGUGCUUUUUAAAAUUGAAUCAUAGUUGACAUACUAUCUUAAUUUCAGGUGUACAAGGUAGCCGUUUGAUAUUUUUAUACAUUACCAAAUGCUCACCACAAUGGGACUAGUUACCAUCUGUCACCAUAUAAAGUGAUUGCAGUGUUAUUGCCUAUAUUCCCUAUGCUGGACAUUACAUCUCUGUGGCUUAUUUUGUAAGAAGUUUGUACCUCCUAAUCCCCUUUAGAUGUUCCACACAUCCCCCCACCCAAGAUCUGUUCCCUUGAUAUAACAUCAAUAAAAAGGUAAAGAUGCCUAAGCCCCAUCCCUAGAAAUUUUAAUUCAUUGGUCUGGAGUGGGGCCCAAGGAGGGGUAGCUUUUAAUGACUCCUGGACACUGAACAACUUGCAGCCAGGACUGAGAACUGCCUGCCUUAAUCCAUUGGCUUUAACAACCUGUGGUCAACCCGGAGGGGCAGUUUCUUUGGAAGAAUGGGUCCUUAUCAGAGCAGUCCUUUCACCUUUGUGAGACUCCUUCCCAGAUCAGCAUCGUCCCUUUGUAUUCCCCUCAGGCCAAUGAUAGGCCUAAAAAGAUUUUGAAAUGGGUCAGAAAAAGGCCCUUAAUUACUCCAGUACCCCACCUCACCUCAGGCCUCCUAUUAGCUUUUCAUUCUGUUUCCCAACCACAGUGUCCCUACCGCUCGUAAGAGAUUAUGUCAGUGUUUCUCAGAUUAUGGGCUGCAAUUCUUCCCAGGGUCUUGGUCAGUUUAAUGUAGCGAUUCGCACCAUUUUUUAAAAUCUCAGGACCCCCUUACACUCAUAAAGAGUGUUCCCAAAGAGCUUUCAUAUAUGUGGAUUAUACUUAGAAAUUAAAAUAGGAAUUUUAGGGGCGCCUGGGUGGCUCAGUUGGUUAAGCGACUGCCUUCGGCUCAGGUCAUGAUCCUGGAGUCCCGGGAUCGAGCCCCGCAUCGGGCUCCCUGCUCAGCGGGGGGUCUGCUUCUCCCUCUGACCCUCUUCCCUCUCGUGCUCUCUGUUUCUCAUUCUCUUUCUCUCAAAUAAAUAAAUAAAAUCUUUAAAAAAAGAAAUAGGAAUUUUAAAAACAUCUUUAUAAAUACUAAACCCAUUAUACUUUAUAUAUUUAAAUAACAUUUUAUGAAAAAUAACAAUUUUCUAAAACAAAUUUAGCGGUGAGACCAGUAGAAUUGUUUUACAUUUUUGCAAACCUCUUUAAAUGUCUGGGUUACUGGAAGACAGCUGGGUUCUCCUAUCUGCUUCUGUAUUCAGUCCGCACGUCUGGAGAACCACAGCACCCUUGUGAGAGAAUGAGAGCGGAAAAGAGAAGCAGCAUCUUAAUGGUUUUAUGAAAUUGGUUUUGACCUUACAGACCCCCUGAAACAGGGUCUCCAGGCCACACUUUGAGAACCACCGCUUAGUGGGCCUCAGCUGGAGUGUGUGUGUGCGUGUGAGAGAGAACUAGCAUGGGAUGCGGUAUUGCACUUGGUAAGGAUAAGUAUCUUGAUUGAACACCUCUCGUGGCCACUGCAGAUCUUUCCCAUUCGACCCCUUACUCCAGCCCCUGAUGCCCUUUUGAUCAGGGCCACAGAGGUGCCACUCAACAGGGCACCCUGGCGCGGGGUGGGGGGGCGGGGGGGUCAACACCCAAAGGACACCGUGGAGCUCACUGUGGGGCAAGCAUCCAUCCCCCAACAAAGCCCGUGUGAGCCGAAUUCCUUCAGCUUCGGAGCAGGUCUUGGGAGACUGAGCUGCGGUCACCAUGGCGACGGUGGCCGCGGUCCCGCGUGCCUGUGUUGGCUCUUCUCAGUUUUGCUCCCUUGCUGCCCACUCCUUCCUAAUGUCACUUUCCGAAUAAACUGCCUA
Mirounga angustirostris (Northern elephant seal) is the source of this 4937-nucleotide messenger RNA. RefSeq names its product phosphatidylinositol glycan anchor biosynthesis class P (gene PIGP). Gene Ontology annotation, biological process: GPI anchor biosynthetic process. Gene Ontology annotation, cellular component: endoplasmic reticulum. Lineage: Eukaryota; Metazoa; Chordata; Mammalia; Carnivora; Phocidae. The record is from RefSeq and is a predicted model, not a curated record. Bases 180 to 566 code for a protein of 128 amino acids. Gene Ontology annotation, molecular function: phosphatidylinositol N-acetylglucosaminyltransferase activity. The transcript is spliced from 5 exons.